AUGAUGAUCAAAGUGAAAACCUUAACCGGCAAAGAGGUGGAACUCGACGUCGAAGUCUCCGAUACCAUCGUUCGAAUCAAAGAGCGCAUGGAAGAGAAGGAAGGCAUUCCUCCGAUACAACAGAGGUUGAUUUUCGGCGGGAAGCAAAUGCACGACGAGAAAACGGCGAAGGAUUACAACAUCGAAGGUGGAAGCGUGAUUCACAUGGUUUUGGCGCUCAGAGGUGGAGGAUGUGUUUAG
Bathycoccus prasinos is the source of this 240-nucleotide messenger RNA. RefSeq names its product NEDD8 precursor. Lineage: Eukaryota; Viridiplantae; Chlorophyta; Mamiellophyceae; Mamiellales; Bathycoccaceae. Gene Ontology annotation, biological process: modification-dependent protein catabolic process; regulation of proteolysis; protein neddylation. Gene Ontology annotation, molecular function: ubiquitin protein ligase binding; protein tag activity. Gene Ontology annotation, cellular component: cytoplasm; nucleus. The transcript has a single exon. Bases 1 to 240 code for a protein of 79 amino acids. The record is from RefSeq and is a predicted model, not a curated record.